This is a messenger RNA of Phytophthora sojae, 1164 nucleotides long. RefSeq lists its product as hypothetical. Gene Ontology annotation, biological process: protein phosphorylation. The record is from RefSeq and is a predicted model, not a curated record. The transcript has a single exon. The coding region runs from base 1 to 1164 and encodes 387 amino acids. Gene Ontology annotation, molecular function: ATP binding; protein kinase activity. NCBI's taxonomy places the organism in Eukaryota, Oomycota, Peronosporomycetes, Peronosporales, Peronosporaceae.
AUGCUGAAGAAGCGCUCCAAGUCCAAGAAGCAGCUCUUCGAAGAGAAACUCCAGCCGCAAGUGACAGCAUCAGUGCGACACAAGUCUUUCGUUCGAGCGAGUCUCGUGGUCCCAGGGCCCGACGAUGUGCCGCAGAUAUUCACAAGUCCUCGCGCCUUGAACGUCGAGUGGAAUCUAUGCGACAAGGUGGACCCUGCUCGACGCGUUGACGUCGUCGGUGACCACAAACUUCUUCGCAAGCGACAAAAAGGUCUGUUCGUGGAUAAAAACACCCGACUACACGUGCAUUGUGACACGAGGACGCUGGCACAGAACGAGCUGGAGAUCAUGUGCUACAUCGCCAACUUUUGCGAGACGUUCAAGAUGCCGAUCCACCGAAACGUGGUUCAUCUCCUCGGCUACUACGUCGCCAACGAGAAGCUUCACCAGAUUGUCGAGUUCUGCGAGCUUGGCACUCUGAUGGACGCCUACAUUGAAAGUCCACAGCAGGGGCUGCGUCUCACGUUCUCCCCCACCGAAGGCGAAGUGUGCGACGCCAUGUUUCAAAUCUGUUCGGGUCUGCAAUUCCUCCACGAGCACGGUGUAGCGCACUGCAACCUUGGACUCGAGAAUAUCUUCGUGACCAGUGAAAACAUAUUGAAGAUCGGUGACUUUGAGCACGCGGUGUUCGUGGGAUCUGACAACCAGAACCAGUAUCUGUCAAAGCUACCUCCACCGCCCCUCAAGACGUAUAUGGCGCCGGAGGUCUUGGCCUUCAAGCCUGGUGAGACGAUCGACCUCGAGAAAGCUGAUGUGUGGGCUGUGGGGAUUAUCUUUAUCCUACUUCUCACGAAGAAGCCGCUGUUCGAUGCUGCCAGACCAGACGACAACGGGUUUGCCAUGUUCUCGCGAGUGGGGCUGCGCUCCUACCUGAAGGUCAUGUAUCUCGAGCAGUCAGCGAUUUGCAAACUAUCCGAGGAACUAUUGGAAUUCGCCGAAGGGCUCCUUCACUUGAACCCGCGAGAUCGCUUCACUAUGCGUCAGGCGCUAGAGACCAACUGGCUCAAGAACGAGAAAAUCUCGAGCAGACUACAGUCGCACACGGAUAACAUGGCGCUUGCAUCAUUCCGCAGCGAAGCUCUAAACGCUCAAUCUCUGCGCGAGGACGUCCACAAAGUAGAAUGA